AUGAUCACUACUUCUUCCGUCACCGCAGAUUCCCCCGACCUCUCUUCUCUUUCCCUGCCCCCCCAGGAUGCCAGUGAACUGUCGUCCUCUUUGGCGCGGAAGGCUGCCUCCGAAUCCUCUGAACUCCCUGUAAACUACUCGACCAACUCCCUCGUGCGCCUGACCAACGACCACGAAGAAAUGUAUCAAGUCUCGUUGCCUCCUGUCAACGGCGCCGACCGGAAAGAGAAAGAAUUGCCCCGAUUACAAGCCAGUGGACAGUGGGAGAAUGGCGAUCUCUACGAUCCUGUCAUAGAGGACGACCCUGCUUCGUUCAAUCUCGUGUCCCCUCCGCCAGCAGGACAAGGAGAGGUCUUGUCGUUAGAACAGCAAACCCAAGCUCUAUUCUCCAAGGGACAUUUACAAGUCAUCUUCGCAGAUCCAGGAUUCCUUCUUAAAUUCACGUCUUUCCUCGGCAUCCAUCGACCACAAUCCGUACCCAUUCUUGUCCACUACCUCGACUCCCUCAAAUCCCUCCGAGCUAUUCACUAUGCGAACGCCAUCUGCGAAGGGCUGGACCCCGUGGAAGGAUUGGAAUUCACACAAAAGCCCGUUAAACCCACAAUUAAUGUUGCAUUGGAAGAUAGGGCGCGCAAAGCUUUUGAUGUUUUGGUUACGGAAGAAUUGCCCGCUUUUAUUACGCAUCAGUAUAUUCAGAUCGUUAGUGUUAGCGUCGCGGCCAGAGUGACGGGAUCUCUAUCGCCGCAAUUGCGAGAAGCUUCAGAUGGGUUGGCCGAGGUAUUUUGCUUGACAGAUCCAUCCAGGCCUGAUAACCCCAUCGUUUUUGCUUCGGAAGAAUUCAACCGCACGACGCAAUAUGGCAUGUCAUACAUUCUUGGUCGAAAUUGCAGGUUUUUGCAAGGACCAAUGACAAAUCCUCACAGUGUACGGAGAAUUCGAGAUUCAAUCAAGGCUGGCAGGCAACACCAGGAAGUUUUCUUGAACUAUCGACGAGAUGGUUCACCGUUUGUUAAUUUGCUCAUGAUCGCGCCUCUGUGCGACAGCCGGGGUAUUGUUCGAUAUCAUAUUGGCGCACAGGUUGAUGUUAGCGGUCUGGUCAAGGACUGCUCAGAAAUGGAAUCUCUUCGACGGUUGCUCGACCUCCGCGCCCGUGGCGAAGACCCACCACUUCCUGAAAAACCGUCUCCGGAAAAGAAUGAUGAAUUACAGGAGCUGAGUGAAAUGCUCAACCAGGGCGAGCUGAACACGAUUCGCCGACACGGUGGGAAGAUGCAUCAAGAGGUGGUCGAAGAAGAUGUCGAAAGUGUUGGUUCCCACCCACCACGACUCUUAUUGAAAGACCCGGAUACCUUAACGCCGCCCAUUGGGAGCAUCAAUGGAAGGCUGAGUGGUGUCUAUCAACAUUAUCUUCUCGUGAGACCUUAUCCUUCCCUACGGAUUCUCUUCGCCAGUCCCUCGCAAAGACUACCCGGCAUUCUGCAAUCGCCAUUCUUAAACAAGAUUGGUGGUUCGAACCGCGUGCGGGAGGAACUAACCGCUGCAUUUUCGGAAGGCAGAGGGGUCACAGCCAAAGUACGGUGGAUCAGUAAAGGUGAUGAUCAGGGAAAAAAUAAAUGGAUUCAUUGUACCCCUUUGAUCGGCAACCAGGGCCAGAUUGGAGUUUGGAUGGUAGUAAUUGUGGACGAUGAAAGGAACUCUGAAAGAUGGCCCCCGGGGGCCGGAAGGCUGCCCCCAACUGUGGCUGCGCCCGAGAGAAGUUGGGCUCCGGCGAAUGGUCACCAGAGACCCGGAUCGAGUCAAGCCGGGUCUGCUGACAUCAAUCAUGGUACCAGCGAACGAAAUGGAGGAGGAAGCAUUCCCAGUGGGAGUGGCAGCGUGAUGAGCUUCAGAAUAAGAUGA
This is a messenger RNA of Rhinocladiella mackenziei CBS 650.93, 1899 nucleotides long. RefSeq lists its product as uncharacterized. The transcript is spliced from 4 exons. The record is from RefSeq and is a predicted model, not a curated record. NCBI's taxonomy places the organism in Eukaryota, Fungi, Ascomycota, Eurotiomycetes, Chaetothyriales, Herpotrichiellaceae. The coding region runs from base 1 to 1899 and encodes 632 amino acids. Gene Ontology annotation, cellular component: nucleus.